Serendipita indica DSM 11827 is the source of this 3519-nucleotide messenger RNA. Lineage: Eukaryota; Fungi; Basidiomycota; Agaricomycetes; Sebacinales; Serendipitaceae. The record is from the annotation of a GenBank genome assembly.
AUGGCAAACACAAACUACCAGUAUCCGUUGGACCCGUUCAACGGCAUGCAAGGAAAUCGGGGCCAGCACCUUGGAGGACAGCAACAGACCGCUGGCGUCCCAGGACAGUAUCUGGGUCCAUGGUCUACCUCUCCUGAACAGUUUCGCAAUCAGAACGCGGCCGUUGGCGCUCCCCAGGGUGCCGCCGCUGGGCACCAGACGCCACAGCAGCACCCGAUGAUGGCCCAGGGAAUGGGAAUGAUGCGAAAUCAAGAUAUCUCCGCUCAAAUGCUUCACGCGACGUCGCGGAUGCAGCCCAACGGGGCGAACCCGCCCAACAACUUUCAGCAACAGCAGGGGCAAAUGUCUUUUCCUCAAAAUUACGCCAAUGGUAUGAUGAACUCUGUACUCCCUGGUGCGAACACUGCCAUCAACCCGGGGGCCCAACAAAUGGGACGACCCAAUCUGUUCGCGCCGGCGCAAGUACCUCUGAAUCCAAACCUCGCUCGUCAACUCCAGAAUCUUGGUACAGGAGUUCCAAAUGCUCCAACGAUGCAGCGACCUUCCAUCUCUGGGCAAACCCAAGCCCACCCGCUCCAGCAUUGGGCACAAACUGUCCAAUCAACCGAAGAACGCAUUCCACAAAUCAAUCGCACUGUUUUAGAGGCCAUAGGAACCAAAAAUGUUGCCGUCAUGCGCCAAUUCCGCCAAGCACUCCCAGAGCAGAAGAAGAGGACGGAGGAGGAUCGUAAUAACAUGGCGCAGACGACUACCAUGUUGGCACAGAGUGGCAAUUUCCCCCCGGAUCGCGUCGCGCAAAUCUAUCGAUUUCGGGAUGAGCUCGCGAACAGGAUGCAAUCAGUUUGCAACCACUAUGAGCAGCUAAUCGCAAAGCUGGACGAUGAGCUGCAGAAGUUGAUUCAACAACAAAAGGAUCAGCAGCAACAACAGCAACAACAGUCACAUGCCUUGAGCCAGGCCCAAGCACAAGCGCGUCUCCAACAACAGCAACCUGGACGACCACCGUCUGCGAUGCAUCCCACUGCAGGUAAUAACAUGAUAGGGAUUCCCUAUCCAACAGACGGUCGAGGUUCAUCCAUGGGCAUGCAUGCACAACCUCCCCUACAGCAAGGGCAGGUGCCACAAUGGAAUGGACAAGCUGCAACCAACCCUGGUCAGCUAGCGACGGGUAACAAUGGGCCCUUAGGUCCCGGGCCCACCGCUCAGUUUGGUACCCAACCAGGCUUCCAACACAACCCUGGGGUUGGAACAGGCGCUAAUCCUGGCAAUGCUCAACAACAGCAACCAACGCCCCGCCUAAACCCAGCUGUCCCUCAGGCAUCUGCUAACCCAGACCCUGACGUCAAAAACAGCUUCUAUCGCUUUUUGGCCAGCCAAAAUAUUGAUCAGAACCCGGUGUAUAACGGAAGGGCCAUCGACCUCUGGACGUUAUAUCAUAGAAGCAUGGCUUUCGACAAACACGCGCCUCCGGGUCAUCCACUGAAAUUCAGAAUGAUCGGUGCGGAACUAGGAUUCCCGAGUGAAAAUUCGCAAACAGAUGCCAUGACUGCCAAGGUGUUGCAGGACUGGUAUUUCCGCAUAGCGCAGGCUUUGAACACUAUGAAGAGGGAGAACCCACUCAACCGCCCUGCCGAAGGCCCUCCACCGUUCGGCGGCGGCGCCGAUGGUGCUCAUAACCUGAAUAUCCUCCAACGUGCCAAGGCACAACAUCCGACUACCGACUUUAGUAGCAUUACUGACGUUAUGAUCAACAACCUUCCGAAGGAGCGCUUUUUACAGCGUCUUCAAAUGCUUCUCACGGGGAAUAGCAACGGACCACUUGUGAUGCCUACUGGUGGCAUGGCUUCCACCCAACCAUCUAUUCUCCCAAAUCACCGUACUCAGACGCCGAACAACAAUGAACAGGUGGUGGCCUAUCUCGUCAGUCACGCUCAAGACGCCAGGGAUCGCCAGGAGUACUACAAGAAAGUUUGGGCAACCAAUUUCCCAAUGAUGGUCAUGAAUCCCGUCGAACAACCGGAAAAUAUGGAUCGGUGGAAGAAUACGCUCUCGCAGACGCUGACUGCCGUGAGGAUGCUUAUUCCAAGCCUGGGUGCUUUCGAUAUCAUGGCUCAAGCAGCUGGAGAGCAGCCAUCCGGCAAAGAAGCCAGAGAUAUCCUCGCUGCGUCCAUGAGGGCUGUCAAGCAAAUGUCGGUAUGGCAAAGCCAGAUGCCUCAAGUUGGGGGAAGAGCCAUUUGCUUGCGUCAACACGAGCUUGAGCAGAUGCUCGGAUUCCUGCAACCGCUUGCGGAGAGGCAUAAGCAACGCUUAUUAAUGAUAACCAAUCCACCAGCCGAACUUCAUUCGAUGGUUCGUCCGACAGAUGUGGAUCUCAAAACGCUCGGUGGAUUCCUCACCGCCAUGCUUCCGUCCCAAACACCUCAACCGCCCCCGCCGCAAUUCUCUUCUCAAGCCCCAAAUCGGACCCCGACUCCAAGCUCGAUGCCAAUGCAAACCCCGGGUCCCACACACCUCGCACCAACGCCCCCACAAAUGGGUGCGAAUAUCCGAGCGCAAAGGAGAUAUGCGUUCUCAGAAGCAGGUGCAGGACCAUCUUCUUCGCCAAAUCAUCCCACACCGUCUGCAGUCCCCACACCAGCUGCGCCAACUCCUCCAGCUGCGGCCAGUCCUCCGAAACAGCAAAAGACCACUCGCAAUAAACCACAGCCAAACCCCAGGAGACGAACCUCAAAGGCAACACCCGGUACGCCUACGCCUGUUCCCGAACCUGCAUCCACGCCGACUCCGGCUGCUGCGACAACACCUGCAAGCAGCACGCUCAAACGAUCUCAUGACGAUGCCGAAACACCUGCAUCGCAUCCAGAAGUUCAGCCUAAUAAACGUGUCAAAGUCGAGCCCGCUGCGACCCCUGCACCGAUACCUCCGCCAACUCCCGCAACGCCGCCCUCUCAACUCAGCGCACCCAUCGAUCGUGCAAGUAUUCAAAACCCAGAACAGGCGCUAAGCAUCCUCACGGACGCCUCGAAGCGAGCUGAAGUCAAGGACGAAGGCUCUGCUCAAGGGCAGAGUCAAGAGGAAUUCCUUCAAUGGUUGACGCAGGUAUUAUCGGGGACUCCAUCAUCUACCUCGGUUACACCAGCUCCUCAAGCUCCAGCAGAGGACCCGACGAGUCAUUCAGUCCCGACGACCGAAGCCGAGGCUCCUGGCGAGUUCAGUUUCUUCGAUUGGGGAGGCUACUACUCGGGGCACGAUACACCUGCCAUUCCGGACCUCGACAAACAUGAAACUGUUAGCCCAGAGUCGCACAAUGACAUGCUAACCAAGACUCCACCGUCCCAAAGCAACGGUACAGGAAAGCCAGGCGUGGUGCUCGACCAAGGAUCCUCGAAAACCAAAGCGGAAACCUCUCACGCAGGAUCCUCCCCAAUACCAUUUGCAGAUGCGACUUACGUCUCGUCGCCUGGCUUUCCCUACGACGGCAAAGUGGAGCCUUGGGAGGAUCCAUGGGCGAUAGCGUGA